AUGCGGCUGGAAAUUCUAAUGGUCCUCGUGAUGAUCAUUCGCACAUCGAAUUGUCAGCUCAAGAGGAGAACGCACGAAUUCGGAAUCGCGCCGUUGAGAAGCGGCUCGAUGUCGACGCCUCCAAUCACCAAUCGCUUCGUCGCCCGUUCGGCCCCACAAUUCGAGGUGCUUCCAAGCGUCGACGCAAUCCCCGACAACGGCGAGACCUGGCACGAGGGGACACUCGAUCUCAGCUCCCGCUUGGCUACGCGAUUGGCAUGGAAGGGCUUCGAGGAAGACGUGAACGAGAGAAUCGAGACUGAAAUGAUGUGGGUCCCGAUCAAAGUGCUCUCCGGCCAUGGACAAGUCGUCUACGGAGUACUGUACGAUCUUCGGGUCCUGGCGGGAACAUCAAAUUGCUCGAGAUUCGAAAUCAACUCGCAUACCCUUCAAGAGAACCACUGUGUGCACUAUAGAGGACCACAAAGAGCGAUUUUCCGGGUGCUCGUCUCCGAGAAAAGCACACUCUGGAAUCCGUUUAUUCCUGACACUUCUCGCGUGUUCUCAACAAAAGAGCGCAAUGUGGAAGAACUCGAAGAAUUCUAA
Molecule: messenger RNA, 585 nt
Organism: Caenorhabditis bovis
Lineage: Eukaryota; Metazoa; Nematoda; Chromadorea; Rhabditida; Rhabditidae
Source: the annotation of a GenBank genome assembly